AUGUGUGGCCCGACCGUCUUCACGGGCAGCGGUGCCCUCUGCCUCCAACAGAAGGCAAGAGAAAGAGAAAGCAGAGAGGGUGCGUCCACCGAGCGGUCCUGCCGGUCAAGGCUGGAGCUGAAGAGGAAGGACGCCUCCGCUCCCCAGACUCGGGAGGAGACUGUCCCAUACCGCACUGCCCAUCAGGGAGAAAAACGCCGGCGCCUGCUGGGAAAGGGUGAGCGGGAGGGAGGUGAGGCUCCCGGCCGGGCCAGGACGGCCCCGCGGGAUGCGGACAGCCUACGCAUCCCGCCUCAGUCGGGGUCACUGCGCAGCCGCAGCGCACAGGCUUUCCCGGUGACCGGAGCCUGCUUCCUCGCCCGGAGAAGCAGACCUGGAGAGCAAUGGCAGAAGGUCAAGGAGAACAAGUCUCUAUCAGAGGGCAUCUCAGAUUGUCCAUUCAUCAACAUGAUCACCAUCCUCACCUUCAUCACCACCAUCUUCAUCAUCACCUUCCUCAUUGUCCUCACCAUCACCUUCAUCCUAGCAUUCAUCAUCAUGACCAUUAUCACCUUCACCAUCACCAUCUUCAUCAUCAUCACCUUCAUCAUUUCACCACCUUCACCAUCACCUUCACCAUCACCAUCUUCACCAUCACCACCUUCACCAUCACCUUCACCAUCACCAUCUUCAUCAUCACCACCUUCACCAUCACCUUCACCAUCACCAUCUUCAUCAUCACCACCUUCACCAUCACCUUCAUCAUCACCACCUUCACCAUCACCUUCACCAUCACCACCUUCACCAUCACCACCUUCACCAUCACCUUCACCAUCACCACCUUCACCAUCACCUUCACCAUCACCAUCUUCACCAUCACCACCUUCACCAUCACCUUCACCAUCACCACCUUCACCAUCACCAUCUUCACCAUCACCUUCACCAUCACCACCUUCACCUUCACCAUCACCUUCACCAUCACCAUCUUCACCAUCACCACCUUCACCAUCACCACCUUCACCAUCACCAUCUUCAUCAUCACCACCUUCACCAUCACCUUCACCAUCACCACCUUCACCAUCACCUUCACCAUCACCACCUUCACCAUCACCACCUUCACCAUCACCUUCACCAUCACCAUCUUCACCAUCACCACCUUCACCAUCACCUUCACCAUCACCAUCUUCAUCAUCACCACCUUCACCAUCACCACCUUCACCAUCACCACCUUCACCAUCACCUUCACCAUCACCAUCUUCACCAUCACCACCUUCACCAUCACCAUCUUCAUCAUCACCACCUUCACCAUCACCUUCACCAUCACCACCUUCACCAUCACCUUCACCAUCACCACCUUCACCUUCACCAUCACCAUCUUCACCAUCACCACCUUCACCAUCACCACCUUCACCAUCACCAUCUUCACCAUCACCAUCUUCACCAUCACCAUCUUCAUCAUCACCACCUUCACCAUCACCUUCACCAUCACCAUCUUCACCAUCACCAUCUUCACCAUCACCUUCACCAUCACCAUCUUCACCAUCACCACCUUCACCAUCACCUUCACCAUCACCAUCUUCAUCAUCACCACCUUCACCAUCACCUUCACCAUCACCAUCUUCAUCAUCACCACCUUCACCAUCACCUUCACCAUCACCAUCUUCACCAUCACCAUCUUCACCAUCACCUUCA
Cervus elaphus (red deer) is the source of this 1671-nucleotide messenger RNA. Its product is annotated as vegetative cell wall protein gp1-like. The transcript has 9 exons. The annotation marks the transcript as partial. NCBI's taxonomy places the organism in Eukaryota, Metazoa, Chordata, Mammalia, Artiodactyla, Cervidae. The record is from RefSeq and is a predicted model, not a curated record.